Molecule: messenger RNA, 1179 nt
Organism: Didymella exigua CBS 183.55
Lineage: Eukaryota; Fungi; Ascomycota; Dothideomycetes; Pleosporales; Didymellaceae
Product: polysaccharide lyase family 9 protein
Exons: 3
Coding region: 1-1179 (392 amino acids)
Source: RefSeq, a predicted model, not a curated record
AUGAUUGCGAUUCAGACCCUUCCAUGUCUUCUGUUAGCACUGGCUUCACUGGCUAGCGCUGAAGAUAUCUAUGUAUCUCCUAAGGGUAGGGGUAGUGGCUCGUAUAACUCACCGUUAGGCGACAUACAGAAGGCUGUUGACGCAGCUGAGUCGGGCGACACUAUCGUCUUGAUGGGCGGCAUAUAUGCUCCAAGCAAGAACAUUCAAAUCAGCACGAAGUGUUCCGCCAGCGCCAAAUGUACAGUCCGCCCUAAUGGUACCGACAAGGUUGUAAUCGAUGGGAAGAAUAUGCCAGGAACCCCGAAGAAGUACAAAGAAGACCUUCCCAACAAGGAACGCGGCAUCUUCCAUGUACAGAAUGCACAACACUGGCGUUUUUUCGACCUGGAGCUUAAGAACGGACCGUACGGCAUGUAUGCGCGUGACGCAUCUAACAACCACUACGAACGCAUCGUAACGCACCACAACUACGAAACAGGCUUCCAACUUGAAGGUUCCUCGUCCAACAACGUUAUAGUCAAUCUUGACUCGUAUCGGAACGCGGACCCGCGUAAGAAUGGAAAGAGUGCAGACGGAUUCGCCUGCAAGGAGGGCAAGGGCACUGGAAAUGUAAUUCGAGGAGCCAGGCUUUACGAGAACUCUGACGAUGGGCUGGAUCUAUGGGAAUUCGAGUCUCCCCUUGUCAUUGAGGAUGUGGUGGCCUGGGGCAAUGGCUACAACCGCUGGGACUUUUCGCCGCAUGAAUCAGAUGGCAACGGCAUCAAGCUGGGUGGUGGAUCACACCCUUCUGCACCAUUUGUCAACCAUAUCGUGCGCAAUGUAAUGUCAUUCCAGAACUUGCGUCGCGGCUUCACAGACAACAACAACCCUGGUAGCAUGACCCUUGAACGCUGCACCGCAUUUGAGAACGACGAAUUUGGCUUCAACUUCCAGCUUUCAAAGCCGAUCAUCAAAUCUUCGAUUGCUUUUGGCAACAAAGGCGCGGAGACGAAGCUGAAGGGCGGUGUCAAGGACAGUGGCAACUCCUGGAACAAAGGUGGAUGGAGCAAGAACCAGUUCGCAAGUACGAACAGCACGACGAUCAAGGCUACGAGGAGGUCAGGCGGUAAGCUUCCGGCGACAAGCUUCCUACGCUCUGCUGAUGGAUCUGCAAUUGGUGCCGACAUGCAGAAGGUCUGA